AAUUGGAAAGUGAUGUUCACUCGCUUAGUUAAUCAUGUCCUUCUUUAGUAAUUGAUGGAAAAAACAAAGACCGCAAAGAAGAUAUACUUACCCAACGAAAUAUGGUUCAAAAUCUUCCAUUACGUUAGAGUCAAGGAUACCCUUCAACUCAGUCUUGUGUGUCACGAUUUCACGGACCUGGUGAAGAACAACUCUCUUUGGAGACACUACUGUCGCCGAGCUAGCAACACACUGAAACUAAACGAGAUUAAUAUGUUCCCUUCGUGCAAAGACCUGUACAGGGACAUCCUGCAACCGUUCGCCUGGGCCCUGGGACACACUUUCAAGUUACCAGGGACGGGUAAAGUUGGUAAAGUACGACUGCAAGACCGAGCUCUUGUUAUUACGCCAACAAGAGAGGAGACUAGAGAUCAGGUAUUUCUGAGAAUAAGAUCAGAGGAGGGACAGAGAAAGAUCGAGAAGCUGAUAAACGCAACAGGACAAAUGGAGGAAAUACACAAAGUGGAGGAUGCCCAGAAGUUCAUACAGCAAAACGUUGUCGUCUACUUCUUUGAUCGGUACAUGAGGGUCGAAAGUAAAUUGCUACGAUCUUGCAGAUAAAUUCUGUAUUGGUGAGAGGACUUGAUUGUGCGCCGUUAUAGGCUGCACGUGAGUUUCUGUAAUAUGUUAACUAGCAAUUAUAGACUUUGUAUUCUGAAAUAAUCUACCUCAAUCUAAUGUAAUCUACAGUUUUAUUCGAUGUUUAUUCUUGGACAGCUAGCUCUGUUUUGUAAGGUACUGUUCAGAGAAAAAAAUCGAACAAUUCUGUUUUUAUAUUAUAUAAUAGUUUAUUAAUAGUUAUUGAUGAAG
Bolinopsis microptera is the source of this 849-nucleotide messenger RNA. RefSeq lists its product as uncharacterized. Lineage: Eukaryota; Metazoa; Ctenophora; Tentaculata; Lobata; Bolinopsidae. The transcript has 4 exons. Bases 55 to 600 code for a protein of 181 amino acids. Gene Ontology annotation, molecular function: protein binding. The record is from RefSeq and is a predicted model, not a curated record.